GGCCGCCAAAAGGGCAACAGGGCGCUUGUUCGAAUCAAAGUGCAGUUCUGUAAUUCAAAGCUGUUGUAGGUUGUGCUGUGUAUUGGUCGAAAUAUUUUCGAAGUUUCAAAACAACGCGUUGUUUCCAUCACAUUUUCACACAACGAAAACUUGCCAGCAGAGACCUGCGAAACGAUUACGAUUACGAAAUAAUCAUAUUCUUUGAAAUUGAUCGACGUUUUGCUGGACUCUGUUUAGUUGCUUGGAAAUGGCAUCAGAAAAUCAGGCAAACAACAGACGUAUCACACGGCUGAAGUUGGCAAAGGAAAGCAAUUUGUCUGCCAUGCCUGAGAAAGCCGACGUUGGUACUAUGGAGGGGUCGAAUCAUCUGCCGGGUAAGCGCAAAGCUGAUGGUAAUCUGACCAAACAACACCAUGGUGUUAAGCGAUUUGCGCUAGGAAAUCUAACCAACGCAGAAUCAGACAACUUGCUAGCACAAAAUCCCCAGAAAGCUUCCAUUCCAAUGGCUAAGAUAAAGCAAUUUAAUGAGUCAAAGCACGCCGCAUCCAAAUUGCGGGGGGCUACGAAGAUUCUGACCCGGGCUGCCAUGCGGCUUGAAAAGGCGUUUUCUAAUAAAAACAAACCCCAGGAUGAGCAGGAGAAUCGAUGGGGCGAUGAUCGUGACAAUGAAAAACCAUCGAAUGUAUCGGAUGGUGCCGCCAAAGUUGGGAAUGCUACAAAUGGAGUUAUGCCAACGAAAUCUCGACGAGAUACAGCACAUACAGGAGCCGAGAAUACAAAAUUGAGCAUUGCUAGAAACCAAAAACCACUAGCGCAAGUGAAUGAUGAAGCUACCAACUCAAAAAAUACGGCUGAAGUGCCUUCUAAAAUACCGCUUAUGUUACACAGUGAAAAGAAUGUAAAGCAAUUGGGAGCUUUAGAUGAGAAAAAAGGGGGUCGUUCGUCGAACGACUUCGAGGACAACUCGUUGUAUGUGAGCGCUGUCGAAAAUCUCGAUGAAGACAAUAACUCGUCCUCAUCGAAUGUCUUAGAAAAAACAGGUGCAAAAGGUCCGCUACAAACUUUAAACCAACCGGCCCGUUGUUUGAAAGUAAAGAAAAAUAUUGCAACUGAAAAAAUUCCUGCCGUGAAAAAUGCUCCCCUUGAGCAAGUUACAAAACAUCCUCUGAUAUCUGACAGUGUAACUCAAGAGGCUGCAAACAACAACGAACAUAAACCACCACCACUACUGGCUGGAGAAAUCAAUACAAAACUAAAAAAACAAACAUCGAACGAAUUUGAGCUCAGCAAUGACGCUUUGUAUGUCACCGCAAUAGAUACCCUUGAGGAAGAAGCUGCAUCAUCCCUACGGCGCCCUCUUGCGCAGCCGACAGUGGAACAAGGAAAUGAAAUAUCCAAGCAAAAACGUAGAUGUGGAACUGUUAUAGUCCCAAUCCAGCAGUCAAUUCAGAAGCCAACCGUUACCGUCGAACCCCGCUCGCCUCGCAAGAAAACUCCACCAGGGGUAAAUGACUUCGAUAAAACCUAUUGGCGCGAUGUAUAUCAGGUGUCGGAAUACGCGCAGGAAAUCUUUGAGUACCUUCGUGACCGUGAGAGCUUAUAUCAACUGAAGGAUUACAUGAAAAAACAGCCUUUCCUUACUGCUCCUAUGCGUGCGCUGCUCGUAGACUGGAUGGUUGAACUCCAAGAGUCAUUCGAAUUAAACCAUGAGACUCUAUAUCUUGCAGUAAAAAUUGUGGAUGCCUAUCUUUCCCUUGUUGUAAUUGGACGAGAGACGCUUCAACUAGUGGCGUCUGCAGCGUUCCUGAUUGCGGCCAAAUAUGAUGAACGCGUCCCUCCCACCGUCGACGAUUUCAUCUACAUUUGCGAUGGUGCAUACGUGCCGCAACAAUUGCUGGAAAUGGAGCGUACUGUAUUUCGUACGAUUGGAUUUGAUCUCGGAUUUCCUUUGUCCUACCGUUUCUUGCGUCGAUAUGCUCGGGUGGCCCUCGUUCCAAUGCCAAUACUCACCCUUGCUCGGUACAUCCUAGAGACGAGCUUGAUGGAGUACGCUACAGUGAUUUUGUCAGAUUCCAAGCUCGCAUGCGCAGCCCUUUUCAUAGCGCGGCGAAUGUCUGACCUACCAGGUUGGAAUAAGACAUUGGAGUUUUACUCAGGAUAUAAGGUUGACGACUUGAAGAGCGUAAUAAUCCUACUGAACAAUGUAAUAAUGCCGAAGAAAUCAUCGCCAUUGCUCAAACUCACCAACGUUCGUGAAAAGUACUCUCAUGAGUUGUUCUUUCAAGUUGCCAAGUGCCCUGUCAUCACCAGCUUGGAAAAGCUAUUCGAAACUUCAGAACUACCUCUCAAUGUUGAUACCAAAAUUGGAGAACCAUCAUCCGGCCGAUCUGCUAAAUCAGUAGAAAAUAUGAUAGUCGUGCCACAAUCAAACCCGCAAGCCUCUGGUACAUCUGAGACUGUAGCCCCAUCAACCUCUGAAUCCGCCGAUAAAAUUGACACUGAGGCUCAACCAUCAACCAAUUUUCCGUAAAAGCAAACGAAAAUUAAAACUAGUUUUGGAAAUCCGCUUAAAAAAGCUAUGAUAGAUAGAGAAGAUUGUCCUAGAAUCCCAACAAUGUUAGCGAUCCAGAUCCUUUUUUGUUUAAUUGUUGGAUACAUUUAUGCCGAUUUGGUUUGAAUGUUUGCUGUUGUAUGUAGAAUUAGUUGUAUUGAGCGAAUGACUGAUACUGCUUUGACUAGACUAGAAACCGUCGCAAGAUACGAUCGAAUAGCGUAAGAGAUGACCGAGCAGGAGUAAGAACAAGGCAGGAGUUUUAGCAAUAGGGUUUAUGGAGUUUAGUCAAGCGUUCAAGAAAAUCAGACCAGUUUCUGGCCUUGUUUUAUGACCGAAUGGCACUGAAAUGCGAUCAAUUAAAUAUUCGCCUCCUUAAAAUCUUUUUUUCAUUCAAGCUUCUAAAUUUGUUUUGGGAAAGGUAACAAGUUUUAAUGUUUGCCUGGACUUUAAGAAACAAUUUCAAACGAUUUAAAUUGGCAUAGAAUACCAAAUGUUAAUUACUACUUUCUGCAGUCCCUAAGAACUGUUCAUUAUCGUAAUAGAUUCGAAAAACCUAUAAAUUAAGCAUUCAUUAUUUUUGUGCGUUACUUAUAACAUGCGAUAAAUCCUGUCCUGAUUCAUAUGCUUUCAAUGGUUUGUUUGAAUUUAAUUAUUUUAAAGGUUAUUUAUUUGCCCUAAGUUUUUUCGUUCGUUGUGGCACGUUUAUUCGGUAAACUUCAUUAAAAUGGUAUUGUAUCGCACAUGAUGCGAUGGGAUUAA
This is a messenger RNA of Anopheles coustani, 3313 nucleotides long. RefSeq names its product G2/mitotic-specific cyclin-B3 (gene CycB3). The transcript is spliced from 6 exons. Bases 248 to 2530 code for a protein of 760 amino acids. Gene Ontology annotation, molecular function: cyclin-dependent protein serine/threonine kinase regulator activity. Gene Ontology annotation, cellular component: centrosome; nucleus; cytoplasm. The record is from RefSeq and is a predicted model, not a curated record. Gene Ontology annotation, biological process: mitotic cell cycle phase transition; regulation of cyclin-dependent protein serine/threonine kinase activity. Lineage: Eukaryota; Metazoa; Arthropoda; Insecta; Diptera; Culicidae.